AUGGGUAUCCUUGAAAAGAUAGCGCAGAUCCAGGAGGAAUUGGCCAGAACCCAAAAGAACAAGGCCACCGAAUAUCAUAUCGGGUUAUUGAAGGGGAAGCUUGCCAGAUACCGUCGUGAGCUCUUGGAACCCCAGCCUGGCCAAGGUGGCGGUGGAGGAGGCCAGGGAUUCGAAGUCGCCAAAGCUGGUGAUGCCAGAGUGUCGUUGAUCGGUUUUCCUUCCGUGGGUAAGUCUUCGUUUUUGUCCAAAGUCACCAACACCAAGUCGGAAGCUGCCAACUACGAGUUUACCACCUUGACCUCAGUAGGAGGCAUUCUCGAGUACAACGGAGCCGAAGUCCAGAUCGUCGAUUUGCCAGGUAUUAUAAAGGCAGCCUCCCAGGGUAAGGGUAGAGGAAGACAGGUUAUUGCCGUGUCGAGAACAUCAGACUUGAUCAUGAUGGUUUUGGACGCCACAAAGGGUGGAGACCAAAGACUGAUCUUGGAGAACGAGUUGGAGUCCAUGGGCAUCAGAUUGAACAAGCAGAGACCCAACAUCUCCUUGAAGUACAAGAAGACAGGUGGUGUCAAGAUGAACUCCAUCACUCCUCCCAAGUACUUGAACGAAAAGUUGGUUUCGGCCAUCUUGAAAGACUACAAGGUGCACAAUGCGGAUGUGCUCAUCAGGGACGAGAACGUCACCAUCGACGACUUCAUUGAUGUCAUCAACGAGCAGCACAUCUCCUACAUCAAGUGCUUGUACGUGUACAACAAGGUCGAUGCAGUCUCUUUGGAAGAGUGUGACAGGUUGGCCAGAGAGCCCAACACGGUGGUGAUAUCCUGUGAGUUGGAUUUGGGCAUUGAAGACUUGAAGGAAGAAAUAUGGAGACAAUUGGACUUGUUGAGGCUAUACACCAAGAGGAGAGGAAUUGCUCCCAACUUCGACGAGCCUAUGGUGGUGAGAAGCCAAUCCACCAUUCUCGAGGUGUGUGACUCCAUCCACAGAGACAUGAAAAACCAGUUCAAGUAUGCAUUAGUGUGGGGUUCCAGCUCCAAGCACAGUCCCCAAAAGUGUGGUUUAGGUCACCCUGUGAACGACGAAGAUGUGGUGCAAAUUGUCACCAAGUAA
Suhomyces tanzawaensis NRRL Y-17324 is the source of this 1107-nucleotide messenger RNA. RefSeq lists its product as uncharacterized. Gene Ontology annotation, biological process: cytoplasmic translation. The record is from RefSeq and is a predicted model, not a curated record. Gene Ontology annotation, molecular function: GTP binding; GTPase activity. Gene Ontology annotation, cellular component: cytoplasm. The transcript has a single exon. NCBI's taxonomy places the organism in Eukaryota, Fungi, Ascomycota, Pichiomycetes, Serinales, Debaryomycetaceae. The coding region runs from base 1 to 1107 and encodes 368 amino acids.